AUGUCAGUAGCAAAAAAUAAACGCUCCGCAAAAGAAUUAAAUAAUUCUGUUUUGAGUAGUCCUACUAAGCCAAGUACUAAGGAACAGAAAAAAGAAGUUGAUGACGAAGUGGUCGAAAAAAAAUGGGAUCUAGAAUCGCUAUUUAAGCUAGUUGAGAGCUUGAACAAGAAACUGGACAAGCUUGAAUCAAUCGAAGCGCAUUUAAAACAUGUGGAUCAUGAUAUCACUGAACUGAAACACUCGCUAUCUUAUAUGCACGAUACAACUGAAGAAUUGAAGUUAAAACAAACCUCCUAUGAUGAUAUAUUGUUGAAAAAUGAAGAAAAAAUAGGCAGUCUCGAGAAGUUGGCGUCAACCCUUAAAGAAGAGCUAAUUGACCUCAGGGCACGAAGCAUGAGGAGUAACCUUAUGUUUUACAAUCUACCUGAGAAUGAUGAAGAAAAUCCUGAAAAAGUGGUGUCAGAG
Messenger RNA from Paramuricea clavata, 465 nucleotides. Lineage: Eukaryota; Metazoa; Cnidaria; Anthozoa; Malacalcyonacea; Plexauridae. The record is from the annotation of a GenBank genome assembly.